Messenger RNA from Paramecium octaurelia, 1601 nucleotides. The record is from the annotation of a GenBank genome assembly. Lineage: Eukaryota; Ciliophora; Oligohymenophorea; Peniculida; Parameciidae.
AUGUCAAUUGUCAAUCUAGAUGAGACUGAAUAAAAUCAGCAUUAAGAUUAAAAAGAAUCGCAAGACAUACAAAUAGAUAUAAUCACCUUUGAUCAACAUGAGUCCUUAUUAGAUACAUAUACAUAUUAUAUUAUCAAGGGAAAGGAUAAAAUUGGAUUCUUUGAAGUCUAUAGAAGAUAUAAGGAUUUCAUAUCUCUAAGGGAUAUAUUGUUAAUAAGAUGGCCAGGAUGUUUCAUUCCAGGUAUUCCAGGCAAAAAGAUGUUCCAGGGAAAUGAUACCAAAACUGCAUCGGAAAGAUUAAGAUUCUUAAAACAAUUCUGUAAUAAAAUGAAAUUAUUGCCUAAUCUGUAUUACAGUUAAGAGUUUAGUCAAUUAUUCUUAAGAUCUAAAGAUAAGGAGAUUCAUAAGAUUUUGUAUAUAUUCAAAUAUAUAUAAAUAGCGAAUAAAUGCAAAAACCAAAGACAUCAGAGUUAAUUUAAAAAUAUUAACUUAAUUUCAUUGAAUUAUAAGGAGUAUUAUAUAUUUCUAUUUAGCGAGAUAUUGAUUAAACUCUAGAUAAGAAAAUUGAUGGUUUUGUGGAAAAAUUGAAAAAUAAUUAAAUUUAAUUUAAGUUGGCAAAAAAGUAUAUAAGAGAUUUGUACCAAUCAUAAGAAUAAUAUAAUUAAAGUUUAGAGAAAAUAAUGACUAUUCAGCUACCAAACUAUGAGAAACAGUUUAUUUAGAUAUAUUAAAAUAAUAAAUGUGAUAACUUAUUGCUUACUAAUUAAAAUAUCAAGAAGCAAUUGGAUACUUAGUAUAAUUAGAACAGCAUCUUCAAAAGGAGAAAUAUAGAUAAACUCUAUGAAUAUAUUAGAUAAGAAUUGAAAGAUAUUAAGGUCUUGUAUUAUAAUUUAUUAAACUUAGGCAUUUUAUUAAAGUUUGAAAACUAAGAAAGAAUAUGAAGAAUAAAAAAAGAAAUUAGAAGCCAAAUAGUUAGAAACGCAAUAAGAAUUAAAUAAUUUAAAUGAAGGUAAGAAUCCUAAUUUUUUUAAAAAUAUAUUUAAUAAAUAAACACCAGAAUAACUAAAAAGUCAUUUAAAUAUUUAGAUCUAAACUAAUUAAAAUGAGUUAGAUAAUUUAUAAAAUCUAAUUGAUAUAAUGUAAGCGAUCAUAGGAUUCAUAGAAGUAGAAAGAUUUUAAGAUUUAAAAAUCAAAUUUUAUUCUAUAGUAAUGAAACAAGUAUCCGAAUUAGAAUAAAAAUUAAUUGAUGAAUAAAUUCAAUAUUGGUAAUACAUUGAAUCAUAAUCAUCAAAUUUGAUUAAUUAGUUGCAUCUUGAUUCUCAACAAAAGUUUAAUUAACAAUAAUUCAAUCAACCUAUUGAAUAAUAAUAUGAGGAGAAAGAAGAUGUAGAUUAGAAUCUACCUCACGAAAAUGAGAAUCCUAACGAAAUAAACCAAGAAGAAAGUAAUAAUGAAGAUAUCAAUUAAUACGUUAAUGAAAAUUAAAACCAAGAAGAAAAUGAGGAUGUUUAAUAAUAAUAAGAGGAUGAAGUAUAAGUCAAUAUAUCUUAAUAAGAAAUAGACGAUGAAAAUCAAUGAUAAAAUAUUUAUCUAAGGUGUGG